GGGGGGGUCGUCAGUUUCCUGUGAGCCUCUUUUGCUUUCAUGGGAUGGAAACCCUCCUCUAGAAGUGGAGAGAGGAAGAGAAGGCCUGGGGACGGCAUCAUGGUCCCCAGUGUACAUGCAGCCAGGUGGAGCACCAGCUGCACCAUGACUCUUCCCAUGGUUGUCUGAAUUCCAGGAAGCUGAGAUUCUCUCUUCCCUGCUUUGUCAGAUGGGAAUGUCCAUGUUAUCUUUGAGAAGAAGGAGGAAAACACUUCAAACACCGUGCUGGCCUUUCCAUAAAUACUUCUCUGCUAGAAGUGGUGUGGCUAUUGUUAUUUAAGCAAAUGCUGUUACUGCAGUUCCGCAUGGGCUGAGGACUGACCACUUCUUUCUAAGCUGUUUGCCAAGCAUAUGCCCCGUGGAUCAGAAGACUGAAUCAGUGUCAUCUGCGGAAUGAUGGAAGUUGGCUAUCUCAAUGGCAGGGUCCUCAGGUGCUGGAAGGCAGAAGAGCAGGAGGCAGCCAGUAACCUCGCGUGGGCCUUCUUGGCCUUUCUGCUCCGGGGGCACCUCGUGCUCUGAGCAGCACAAGCUUUGGGAAGUGAACGGGCAUCUUACAGCAACAAAAAAACCCCACAGCUGUAUGCACAACCACUCCAGUCUCCUUUAUCAGCAGCUACCUAUGUGGAAUACAUGCCGAUACGGAACAUCCAGAUGCUGAACGUGCGUGCCUCCCCAGCCGGCAGCAGCAGGGUUAAGGAGCGAGGGCGUAGCUUGCUGCCUGCCGUCAGGAGGCCGGCUCGGAGCUGAGGCGCGGAGGCUGAAGGGGGCCCUUUGUUGGCAGCGCUCAGCACCCAGCGCCGUGCCCUCCUGCUGCAGGGGGAUGGCUGCAGUCCUGUCCGGGCCGGGGCGCAGCCGGGCCCCGUGGGCUCUGCGCCUCUCGGGUUUGCCCUUUUAAGUAGUGCGGGGAGCAUUUCUACCGGGUAACUUUGAGCGAGAGGAGCUGAAAGGAAGAAAGGAGACCGUACAGCUGAGGCCAAACUCUAACAAAUGAAAAUGUUGGAGAUUUGCUUGAAAUUGGUGGGCUGCAAGUCAAAGAAGGGGCUCUCUUCUUCCUCCAGCUGCUACUUGGAAGAAGCCCUCCAGAGGCCAGUCGUGUCAGAUUUUGAGCCCCAGGGGCUGAGUGAAGCCGCUCGCUGGAACUCCAAGGAGAACCUCCUGUCCUGUCCCAGUGAAAAUGACCCCCACCUCUUUGUUGCACUGUAUGAUUUUGUGGCGAGUGGGGACAACACUCUCAGCAUAACUAAAGGUGAAAAGCUUCGUGUCCUGGGCUACAAUCAUAAUGGUGAAUGGUGUGAGGCUCAAACGAAGAAUGGACAAGGCUGGGUACCCAGCAACUACAUCACCCCAGUGAAUAGUUUGGAGAAACAUUCCUGGUACCAUGGACCAGUGUCACGUAAUGCUGCUGAGUACCUCCUGAGCAGUGGCAUCAAUGGCAGCUUUCUCGUGCGAGAGAGUGAGAGCAGUCCAGGACAGAGAUCAAUUUCACUGCGCUACGAAGGAAGGGUGUACCACUACAGAAUAAACACUGCGUCCGAUGGGAAGCUGUACGUCUCUUCAGAGAGCCGCUUCAACACCUUGGCAGAGUUGGUCCAUCAUCAUUCAACGGUAGCAGAUGGGCUCAUCACCACUUUGCACUACCCGGCGCCCAAACGCAACAAGCCCACUAUUUACGGGGUGUCUCCAAACUAUGACAAGUGGGAGAUAGAGAGAACUGACAUCACUAUGAAGCACAAGCUGGGCGGCGGGCAGUAUGGAGAGGUGUAUGAAGGAGUCUGGAAGAAGUACAGCCUCACAGUGGCUGUGAAGACCCUAAAGGAGGAUACCAUGGAGGUGGAAGAGUUCUUGAAAGAAGCUGCAGUAAUGAAGGAGAUCAAGCAUCCGAACUUGGUGCAAUUAUUAGGGGUGUGCACACGGGAACCUCCUUUCUACAUCAUCACAGAGUUCAUGACUUAUGGGAAUCUGUUGGAUUAUCUGCGUGAGUGCAACCGGCAGGAGGUCAAUGCAGUGGUGCUGCUGUACAUGGCAACCCAGAUCUCUUCAGCCAUGGAGUACCUGGAGAAGAAAAACUUCAUCCACAGGGACCUUGCUGCCAGAAAUUGCCUUGUAGGAGAGAACCACUUGGUGAAGGUGGCAGACUUUGGCCUGAGCAGGCUGAUGACAGGUGACACGUACACUGCCCACGCUGGGGCCAAAUUCCCGAUCAAGUGGACAGCACCAGAGAGCCUGGCCUACAACAAGUUCUCCAUUAAAUCUGAUGUCUGGGCCUUUGGUGUUCUGCUUUGGGAAAUUGCAACCUAUGGCAUGUCCCCUUACCCUGGGAUCGACCUGUCUCAAGUCUAUGAGCUGCUGGAGAAAGACUACCGCAUGGAGCGCCCUGAAGGCUGUCCUGAGAAAGUGUAUGAGCUCAUGAGAGCAUGCUGGCAGUGGAGCCCCUCCGACAGGCCUUCCUUUGCUGAGAUCCAUCAGGCGUUUGAAACGAUGUUUCAGGAAUCCAGCAUAUCAGAUGAGGUGGAGAAGGAAUUGGGAAAGAAGGGCAUGAGGAGUGUAGUGAGCAAUUUCCUUCAGGCCCCAGAGUUACCAACCAAGACACGAACAUCGAGGAGAGCUGCUGAAAGCAAAGAUGCGAACGAGGGCUUGGAGACUGCACAUGCUCGAGGCCAGGGGGAAUGUGAUCCUCUGGACCAUGAACCUGCUAUUUCUCCUUUGCUGCCACGGAAGGAGAGAGUGGCCCUGGAGAGCAGUUUGAAUGAAGAUGAGAGGCUGCUUCCAAAAGACAAAAAGCCCAACCUCUUCAGUGCCCUCAUCAAGAAGAAGAAGAAGACUGCUCCUACCCCUCCAAAACGGAGCAGCUCCUUCCGAGAGAUGGAUGGCCACUUGGACCGCAGGGCGGGUGGGGAGGAGGAGUGCAGGGAUGCUGGCAAUGGAGCUUCCAUUGCUCCUCCCACAGAAGCAGCUGAGCCCUCCAAGUUUCAGACCCCAAGCAAUGGGGCUGGUGUCACCAAUGGGGUUGUCGCUGGGAACUCUGGGUUUUUGUCUCCCCACUUAAGGAAGAAGUCCAGCACAAUGAGCAGCAGCCGGGGGGUGUCUGGUGAGGAGGAGAGCAGUUCCAACUCCAGCAAGCGUUUCUUAAGGUCCUGCUCAGCCUCCUGUGUGCCCCACGGUGCAAAGGACACGGAGUGGAAAUCUGUGACUCUGCCUCGGGAUCUGCAGUCCACAGGACGCCAGUUUGAUUCCUCCACUUUUGGGGGACACAAAAGUGAAAAGCCAGCGCUGCCUCGAAAACGGGCAAAUGAGGCCAAGACUGACAUUGCUGUCAGGGGGACGGUGACCCCCCCUCCACGGCUGCUUAAGAAAAACGAAGAGACCACUGAUGAUGUGUUCAAAGAUGUGGAGUCUAGUCCUGGCUCCAGCCCACCCACUCUGACUCCAAAACUUGGCCGUAGGCAACCCGCCAUCCCCCCUUCCUCCAGCGUGCUGCACAAGGACGAUGGAGUCAAAUCCAGUGCCUUAGGUACCACUGUGACAAUGGACCAAGGUUCUGCUGCCAAACCCAACUCUGCUGCAUUUGCAGGUGCCAACAAAGCUUCUGUCGAGGAGCCGCGGCUGAGGAGGCUCAAGCAGACCUCAGAGUUGGCAGGGAAGGACAAAGGGAAGUUAUCGAAGCUGAAGCCAGCCCCUCCAGUUCCACUGUCUUCAUCCUCUGUUGGCAAGCCUGGAAAAGUAUCUCACAGUCCCAGCCAUGAAGCAGCAACAGAUGUGGUGUCUGGUCCUAAAUCCAAACAGUUGACUCAGGUUGCAGAUGCUGUGAGCAGUGAAGCUGUCAAGCCAAACCAGUCGGGGGAAGGUGUGAAAAAGCUAGGGAUCCCUUCUGUACCAAAGCCACAGUCCUCUACAAAGCUGCUGAUGAGCACAGCAACCUCAGCUGCCUCUUCCUCAUCUGUACCCUCUGCCCCAGGGGGGGACCAGCCAUCAUCUACAGCCUUCAUCCCUCUCAUAUCCACCAGGGUCUCUCUGCGGAAGACCCGUCAGCCCCCAGAGAGGAUUGCCAGCGGCACCAUCACCAAAGGGGUGGUGCUGGAAAGCACUGAGGCUCUACGGCUGGCCAUUAGCAAGAACUCAGAACAAAUGGCGAGCCACAGCACCGUCUUGGAGGCUGGCAAGAACCUCUACACCUUCUGCGUGAGCUACGUGGACUCCAUACAGCAGAUGAGGAACAAAUUUGCCUUUCGGGAGGCCAUCAAUAAGCUGGAGAACAACCUGCGGGAGCUUCAGAUCUGCCCAGCGACGGCUGGCAGCGGCUCUGCGGCCACGCAGGACUUUAGCAAACUGCUCAGUUCUGUGAAAGAAAUCAGCGACAUUGUUCAGAGGUAGCAGAAGCCAGGUUGGAAAAAAAAAAA
Molecule: messenger RNA, 4436 nt
Organism: Phasianus colchicus (ring-necked pheasant)
Lineage: Eukaryota; Metazoa; Chordata; Aves; Galliformes; Phasianidae
Gene: ABL1
Product: ABL proto-oncogene 1, non-receptor tyrosine kinase
Biological process (GO): protein phosphorylation
Molecular function (GO): non-membrane spanning protein tyrosine kinase activity; ATP binding; protein binding
Source: RefSeq, a predicted model, not a curated record